Molecule: messenger RNA, 2044 nt
Organism: Morus notabilis
Lineage: Eukaryota; Viridiplantae; Streptophyta; Magnoliopsida; Rosales; Moraceae
Product: serine/threonine-protein kinase AtPK2/AtPK19
Exons: 6
Coding region: 251-1684 (477 amino acids)
Biological process (GO): protein phosphorylation
Molecular function (GO): ATP binding; protein serine/threonine kinase activity
Source: RefSeq, a predicted model, not a curated record
ACCAGCCCUCAAUCACUCAUUGAACCUUCUUCAUUUCUCACUUUUUGCAUCUAAUAAUUGCCACCCCGAAACCAGCUCCACCCCUCUCUCUCUCUCUCCCUCCCCCUCUCUCUCUCUCUCUCUCUCUCUUUCCUUCUCCCUCUCUACGAUGUAGCCCGUACGACACAAUCCCGGUGCCCGAUCCUCUUUCUUCGGUAAUUGGUCUCAACACCGAAAUCCAACCUUCUCAGACCCAUCAAAAACGACAACCAUGGUGUCGUCGUCGCCGGCAGCAUCUUCGUCGUCGCCGGCAUCAACUUCGUCGUCUCAAAACCAGACCAAAAGCUACCACUCCCUCCUCGCCGCCAAGCUCAGCCACCUCACCAUCCCAUCUCCCUCCGCCGUCGCCGCCCAAGACUUUGACUUCUCGGACGUCUUCGGCGGCUCCUCAACCCCAACCAACCUUGCCGCGUCAUCGUCAACUCCAUCCAAGGGGGACCCACAUCCCCUCGUCAUCCACAACCGGUCCCACUCCUUCGUGGGCCCCUCGCCUCGCUUCGCCACCACAGCCCCUUCCCCUUUCGCCGCCCAAUUCGACUCCGACUUCGAAGACGGGAAGAGCGAAAACGGCGGCGUUUCGGCGGAGGCGGUGGAGCUGGGGAAGAAGAGGAAGUUUGGGCCGUGGGAUUUUGAGAUUCUGAGAGUUGUGGGUAAGGGCGCGUUUGGGAAGGUUUUUCAGGUGAGGAAGAAGAGGAAUGAAGAUGAAGAUGGUGAAGAUGGAGAUGGAGAUGGGAUUUACGCCAUGAAAGUUAUGAGGAAAGACCCCAUUAUAAAGAAGAAUCAUGUCGAUUACAUGAAAGCUGAAAGGGAUAUUCUCACCAAAGUUGUUCACCCUUUUAUUGUCCAGCUUCAGUACUCCUUUCAGACCAAGUCAAAGCUUUAUUUGAUUCUGGAUUUUGUGAAUGGCGGGCAUCUCUUCUUUCAUUUGUACCGGCAGGGUAUCUUCAGUGAGGAUCAGGCAAGGUUUUACACUGCUGAGAUAGUAUCCGCAGUUUCACAUCUUCAUAAAUGCGGGAUCGUGCAUCGGGAUCUUAAACCGGAAAACACUCUCGUGGACGCCGAUGGCCAUGUUCUGCUGACCGAUUUUGGAUUAGCAAAGGAAAUCGAUGAAUCGAGCAGGUCAAAUUCGAUGUGCGGGACCACAGAAUACAUGGCUCCGGAAAUCUUGAUGUCCAAAGGUCACAACAAAGAUGCGGAUUGGUGGAGUGUAGGGAUACUCAUGUAUGAGAUGCUAACUGGGCAGCCACCAUUUACCCAUGCAAACAGAAAGAAACUUCAGGAGAAAAUCAUCAAAGAGAAGAUAAAACUUCCACCUUACCUUACAAGUGAAGCUCACUCUUUGCUCAAAGGAUUAUUGCAAAAGGAACCACAAAGAAGGUUAGGCAGUGGACCUUGUGGAGGGGAUGAGAUCAAAUCCCAUAAAUGGUUUCGAACGAUUAACUGGGCGAAAUUGGAGGCCAGAGAAAUUGCCCCAAAGUUCAAGCCCGAUGUUAGUGGGAAAGAUUGCAUAGCGAAUUUCGACAAAUGCUGGACAGUAAUGCCUGCAGAUGAUUCACCAGCACCCACACCAACUGCGGGUGAACAUUUCCAGGGCUAUACUUAUGUGGCUCCCAACCCCUGGCUUUCAUCAUCUUCACAAACUUGAGGCUUCAAACAAAGUGCCUAGAAAAGAACUAAAAAGAUAUCAAAGAAUUGGCCAUUUUAACUGUCAAGCUUACCCCUUGUAAUCAUCUUAAACUAUGAUUCAAAGUAUGUUAGCAACAUCUCAUGUACAUUAUACUUUACCCUUUAAAUAAUAGCGCCUCUCAAGCCUCUCUUGGGCUUAAAUUGUAGAUGUUUGUGUCAGUUGUCCUUGUUAAUCAUCUUAAACUAUGAUUCAAAGUAUGUUAGCAACAUCUCAUGUACAUUAUACUUUACCCUUUAAAUAAUAGCGCCUCUCAAGCCUCUCUUGGGCUUAAAUUGUAGAUGUUUGUGUCAAUUUUCCUUGUUAAUCAUCUUUGCUCUC